Messenger RNA from Petromyzon marinus (sea lamprey), 1044 nucleotides. NCBI's taxonomy places the organism in Eukaryota, Metazoa, Chordata, Hyperoartia, Petromyzontiformes, Petromyzontidae. The record is from the annotation of a RefSeq genome assembly.
AUGUUAUCCCCCUUAAUUCAGUCUACACUGCUAAUAACACUAGGUCUUGGUACACUUGUAACAUUCUCAAGUACAAGCUGAAUUCUAGCUUGAAUCGGGUUAGAAAUUAACACAAUUGCCAUUAUCCCACUGAUAGCUAAAACACACCAUCCACGUUCAAUUGAAGCAACAACAAAAUACUUCAUUGCUCAAAGUGCAGGCUCUGCCACACUUCUUAUUACCGCCUGUUUAACUGCUUGAUACUCAGGAAACUGAGCAAUCAGCCCAUCAAACGACCCAAUUAUUCUUAAUGCUAUAACUCUUGCCCUAAUACUAAAACUAGGUAUAGCACCAAUACAUUUCUGACUCCCAGAAGUAAUAGUAGGUCUAGAUUUUAUUACCGGCAUAAUUCUAGCAACUUGACAAAAAUUAGCCCCAAUCACCCUUCUUAUUCAAAUUGCACAAGAUCAGAACAACAUAUUCAUCCUUAUCCCAGCCCUACUCUCAGUAUUCGUUGGUGGUUGGGGGGGUUUAAACCAAACUCAAACACGAAAAAUUUUAGCCUACUCAUCAAUUGCACAUAUAGGUUGAAUUACUAGUAUAGCCCCAUUUAACCCAACAAUCACCUGAUUAACAACAUUAAUCUACUGCUUAAUUACAAGUGCAACAUUUAUUAAUCUUCACAUUUUAAAAGCUAAUAAAAUUACAGCACUAACCAUAAAUAAGCAUAACCAAAUCUCUCAAAUACUUCUAUUACUUCUUCUACUUUCUCUAGGGGGCCUUCCUCCACUUACAGGAUUUAUUAAUAAACUUCUAGCAUCAAUUGAGCUUGCCAAUCAGAAUCUUAUUAUUUAUCUUUUUAUAAUAAUGAUAGGCUCAUUACUAAGCUUAUUUUUUUAUACUCGAAUAUGUUAUUUAUCAAUUAUUUUAUCACCUCCAUGCUCAACAACUAAUCUUAUUCUUUGACGUGUAGUCUCAAAUAAACCUAUAACCCUUAUUACAAUACUAUCAACCAACCUGUUUAUUAUAACCCCACAAUUAUUAGCAGUCUUUACCCUGCACUAG